AUGGAGGCACCGAAGGGGUUUUCGAAUUUGGGUGCUUUGCUGGGCUUUUACGGUCUGGCAAUAGCCGGAACCGAGGAGGAAGGCUUUUCUCCCAUCUACCGCAAUGCUGCUUCUGAGACAUUGAAGAGGGCGAGCGACCAUGGCGAUUUUCAUACAAUGUGGGACGUGUUCCAGCACGGUCUCAAAAUCAAUCCGGAUGCUCCUUGCAUUGGGAAGCGUGAGGUUAAGCCCGAUGGCUCCCUAGGCGCCUAUCGCUUCAUGACCUACAAAGAGGUCGAAACUAAGGCGUUAGUCAUCGGAAGUGCCCUCCAUCAGCUUCCGAUAGAGGAGCAGCCAUCCUGUCACCCAAAGGUGAAGGACUCUAAAAUGGUUGGCGUAUUUGUCACCAAUUGUAUUGAGUGGCUCAUCCUUGAACAAUCGUGCAACGCCUAUGGCUAUACGCUGGUUCCCAUAUACAACACACUUGGCAAUGAGUCCAUCCAUACAAUCCUGAAGAAUUCCGGGAUUACUGUCUUAGUGUGCACACCUGCAACGGCAAAGACCAUGCUCGACAUUCUUGGGUUGGGCACUGAAGGUGUGAAUCUUGAGCUGAUUAUCCUUAUCGAUUGCGAUUCUGUGGAUGACGUGCUCAAAAACAACAGUUAUGGAAUCAGUUUCAUGCUCUGGCGCGAACUUGAAGCAAUGGGCAGUAAGAAACCGCUGCCGCCAUCGCCUCCGCACCCUGACACCUUGGCCCUGAUCUCGUACACGUCUGGGACCAGCGGCACGCCCAAGGGUGUUAUGCUCACUCAGCAAAACAUCACCGACCUUAUUGUGGUGACCUGCGAGGACCACGUCAAGAGGUCAUUCAUUGAGAAGCCAAUGGAGCGCCACAUUAGUUACUUGCCCAUGGCGCACCUGUUCGAAAAGAACUUCGUGAACGCUGUAUACUACUUUGGAGGGUGCAUAGGACUCUACUCCGGGGACAUCAAAAAGAUACUUGACGACGUACAGGAGCUCAAGCCCACCUUCUUCUUGGGAGUGCCCCGCCUGUUCCAGCGCAUCCACGACAGGGUGAUGGCUAAUGUAGCGCAAAAAUCGUUCGUGGUGAGGGCGCUGUUCAAGACUGGGCUCGCAGCAAAGAUGAAUCGCAUUAAUACACAGGGUAUCUACACCCACGCGUUGUGGGACAAGCUCAUAUUCAACAAGCUGAAGCUCCUGCUAGGAGGGCAGGUGAAGUGGAUGUUAGUGGGAUCCUCCGGCAUGAACCCCAACGUGAUUGAACGCCUGCGAGCUAUAUUCGGUGUGCCGCUGCUCUGGGGAUAUGCCCUUACCGAAAGCGGGGCCGGAAGUACGGCACAAAACUUCUACGACACAGAUCCUACCAGCUGCGGAGGUCCGCUGCCUAACCAGGAGUUCCGUCUGAGAUCCGUACCCGAUCUGCAGUACGACGCUACUGCGCAGCCGCCGCGCGGUGAACUCCUCAUCCGUGGUUACAAUGUCAUGCACGGCUACUAUCGCGACGAAAAGGCGACUAAGGAAGCCUUGGUUGACGGGUGGCUGCACACUGGGGACGUUGUAGAGAUUCUGCCGAGUGGAUCGAUACGUAUCAUAGACCGCGUGAAGAACGUAUUCAAACUAGCUCAGGGCGAGUACGUGUCGCCCGGUAUGGUGGAAUCUGUCAUUAACAUGGGCACCCUGGUCGCACAGUCCUUCGUGUUCGGCAAAAACGAUGAGGUCUACACCGUCGCAGUGGUGGUGCCGGACGAGGACGUAUUGAAGCACUGGAAGGAGUCUAAUGGCAUGGGAUCGCUCAGCUUCAAAGAAGUGUGCGGCAAGAAGGAGCUACGCGACGCGAUCAUGGCCGAGAUGGAAAAACUGUUCCAAGAAAACGGCCUGAAAGGCUACGAGAAGGUCAAGGCCAUUCAUGUUGAACACGAACCGUUCAGUGUCGAGAACGAUCUUCUAACUGUGACCGCUAAAUUGCGACGUCACAAGUUGCGGGAAAGAUAUGCUGCAGAAAUUGAUGCGCUCUACAAGGAGUUGCGCGCGGCCAACAAGGCGGCCUAA
Messenger RNA from Babesia ovata, 2049 nucleotides. Its product is annotated as long-chain fatty acid. Bases 1 to 2049 code for a protein of 682 amino acids. The record is from RefSeq and is a predicted model, not a curated record. Gene Ontology annotation, cellular component: endoplasmic reticulum; membrane. Gene Ontology annotation, biological process: fatty acid metabolic process. The transcript is spliced from 5 exons. Gene Ontology annotation, molecular function: long-chain fatty acid-CoA ligase activity. NCBI's taxonomy places the organism in Eukaryota, Apicomplexa, Aconoidasida, Piroplasmida, Babesiidae.